This is a messenger RNA of Tripterygium wilfordii, 1184 nucleotides long. RefSeq names its product metacaspase-9. Gene Ontology annotation, molecular function: cysteine-type endopeptidase activity. The transcript is spliced from 2 exons. The record is from RefSeq and is a predicted model, not a curated record. The coding region runs from base 76 to 1014 and encodes 312 amino acids. Lineage: Eukaryota; Viridiplantae; Streptophyta; Magnoliopsida; Celastrales; Celastraceae. Gene Ontology annotation, biological process: proteolysis.
AAUCAAGCAAUUGAGGAUUGAAACUUGAAAGGCAAAUUCUUUAGCUUUUUGAAUUUUGUAUUAUUGUCCAAAAGAAUGAAGAGAUUCGCAGUUCUGGUAGGGUGCAACUAUGCACACACUAGGAAUGAAUUGCAUGGAUGCAUAAAUGAUGUUCUUGCUAUGAAAGAGGUGCUGAUCAAACGAUUUGGGUUUGAUCACACAAACAUUGAGCUCUUGACAGAUGCAGCUGGAUCGCCCGUCAUGCCCACCGGUGCAAACAUCAAGAAGGCGCUGGAGAAGAUGGCCGGUCAAGCCAAGGAUGGAGAUGUCCUGUUUUUUCACUAUAGUGGACAUGGAACAAGAAUUCCAAAGCCUGGUCAUCCCUCCAAGCAGGAUGAAGCAAUUGUGCCCUGCGAUUUCAAUCUCAUCACUGAUGUAGAUUUCAGGCAUAUAGUGAACCGCGUUCCGAAAGGAGCAAGCUUCAUAAUUUUCUCGGAUUCAUGCCACAGUGGAGGCCUAAUAGACAAAGAAAAAGAGCAGAUUGGACCUCAUUCUACCACCAACACUUCUACCAUCAACUCUCAUAUCCGUCCCAAAACCAUCCCUUACGAGUCUGUACUCCAACACUUAUCUUCCCAAACCAGCAUCAACACAUCCGACAUUAGCACCCACUUGUUAGAAUCCUUUGGAGGCGAUGCAAGUCUCAAGUUUCGAUCGGCAAAGUAUGAACUGGACUCGUUCCCACCACUGAAACCUGAUGAGGGAAUUCUGCUUAGUGGGUGUCAAGAAAAUGAAACAUCCGCGGACAUGAGCCCAACGGAACAAGGAGGGAAAGCUUAUGGUGCAUUUAGCAAUGCAGUGCAGUUGGUGUUGAAAGAGCAUUCAGGUCCAUUGACCAAUAAACAGGUUGUGAUGAUGGCUAGGAAGCUCUUAAAGGAACAAGGGUUUGAGCAACACCCUUGUCUAUAUUGCAGUGAUGAGAAUGCUGAGGCUACUUUCUUACACCAGCAGCCUGAGAACAAGACCAAGCAAUGAAGCUAAAUGAACUUGUUUUUAAAGGUGUGUGUGUGUGUUUUGUUUUCUGGGUGUUUCCUUCCAUGUAUGUUCUUCCGUUGCAAUAAUGGUAAUAUGGUAUUGUGCUUGAUGAAGGUAUCAUAGAUUUAUCAUAAGUAUUUGAUUGAGAUUUGUCAUUUUAUUGACAAUAA